Gossypium arboreum is the source of this 1401-nucleotide messenger RNA. RefSeq lists its product as uncharacterized. The transcript has a single exon. The coding region runs from base 185 to 1282 and encodes 365 amino acids. NCBI's taxonomy places the organism in Eukaryota, Viridiplantae, Streptophyta, Magnoliopsida, Malvales, Malvaceae. The record is from RefSeq and is a predicted model, not a curated record.
AUGCAUCUUUUAGUAAAAAAGCAAAAAGCAAAACUUCAUUGAUUGUAAAACAAACGCAUCGAGCAUGGUAAAAUGAGCUAUAGAUGCUAUGUCUCUUAACAAUUAAGAUUAGAAUCAAAGUACAAAGAAGAAAACAAAAUCAACUUGAAAAUUCUUUAACAUAUUCUUUAGAUGUCAGCUUUCAAUGGUGAAAAUGAAGUACAAAAAUCACUCUCAAAACAUUUGGCACGGAACCAAUGCUGGAAAAGGAAAGGCCUUUUCUUUAACUUUCUUGUUCUGUGUUUUGAUUUUAGAAGACCUGAGCAAGAAAAAGCAAAAAACAGAAACCGCCAUGAGAGAAGACCAACAACGCCCUGUUCACCUCCAUAACCACCAGAGAAACAAGCUUUUUAUAACCACCAAGCUCUUCACUUAUACCACCGUGUAUGUCAUCAUCGUCUUGCUCAGUUACACCUUGGGCUACCUCUCUCACUCCUCUCCUCCUGCACCACUACCACCACUUCCUCCGCCGCCUUCUGUCUUUCAACUCGCUAGCUUACCAACCCAACUCGACAACUUCCGAGUCGCCCCUCACUGUUCCAACUCACCUCUCCCACCCCAUCUCGUCUUCCCAACGAUUCUUCAACGAGUCUUCAAAGGUUCCUCCCCUUACACCGAUUUCCCACCACCCCACCUCCGUUCCAUCCUAAAACCAAAAAGAAUCAGAGGUUGGGGAUCUAACGGUGACGUUUUCGAGCACUUAAUAAAACGAGUCAAACCCAAACUCAUCGUCGAAGUGGGAACUUUCUUAGGCGCGUCAGCUCUUCACAUGGUGAACGUGACUCGGAAACUCGGACUCCAAACACAGAUACUAUGCCUCGACGAUUUCCGUGGAUGGCCGGGUUUCAGAGACCGGUUCAAAUACAUUAACGACAUAAACGGCGACGUUAUGUUGCUUCAACAGUUCAUGCAAAAUGUGGUUUAUUUCAACGCAACCGGGUCGGUUUUACCCGUACCGUUUUCGACAAGAUCGGGUCUAGAGAAGCUAUGUGAAUGGGGAAUAAUGGCGGAUCUAUUAGAAAUAGAUGCGGGUCAUGAUUUCAUAUCCGCUUGGGGAGAUAUAAACGGAGCGUAUCGGAUAUUGAAACCCGGUGGGGUGAUUUUUGGGCAUGAUUAUUUUACCGCCGCGGAUAACCAUGGGGUAAGAAGGGCAGUCAAUUUGUUUGCGCAAAUGAAUCAUCUCAACAUCCGAACUGAUGGUCAACAUUGGGUCAUUGAUACUGCUUUAGUAAGAAAUUUUUGAUAUUUUUAUCCAUGUAAAAAAGAAUGGGAAAACUUUGGGGUUGAUUGUGUAAUAAUGGGAUUUACCUUGGCCUUCAUAGUCAUUCAACAAAGCAAGAAUAAAAAAAAUAAUUUUUUAAA